Molecule: messenger RNA, 429 nt
Organism: Yamadazyma jaroonii
Lineage: Eukaryota; Fungi; Ascomycota; Pichiomycetes; Serinales; Debaryomycetaceae
Source: the annotation of a GenBank genome assembly
AUGGCUCCAACUACUAAAGCUCAAAGUGCUAAAAAAGCUGCCUUAAAAGGUACCAAUGCUAAAAAAUCAUUAAAAGUUAGAACUAACGCUUCUUUCAGAUUACCAAAAACUUUAAAAUUAGCUAGAUCUCCAAAAUAUGUUAGAAAAUCAGUUCCUCACUACGAAAGAAUGGAUGCUUACAAGAUCAUCGUUUCCCCAAUUGCUUCAGAAACCGCUAUGAAAAAAGUUGAAGAUGGUAACACUUUAGUCUUCCAAGUUGAUAUCAAAGCUAACAAACACCAAAUCAAAAAAGCUGUUAAACAAUUAUACGAAGUUGAAGUUGAUCACAUUAAUACUUUAAUUAGACCAAAUGGUACCAAAAAAGCUUACAUCAGAUUAACCUCUGAUUUCGAUGCUUUAGAUAUUGCUAAUAGAAUUGGUUACAUUUAA